Messenger RNA from Recurvomyces mirabilis, 2244 nucleotides. RefSeq lists its product as uncharacterized. NCBI's taxonomy places the organism in Eukaryota, Fungi, Ascomycota, Dothideomycetes, Mycosphaerellales, Teratosphaeriaceae. Gene Ontology annotation, molecular function: metal ion binding; acid phosphatase activity. Bases 1 to 2244 code for a protein of 747 amino acids. The record is from RefSeq and is a predicted model, not a curated record. The transcript is spliced from 4 exons.
AUGAAGGCCGUCUUCACCUCCGCGCUCGCGAGCGCUAUUCUUGCGUACGGUGCUCCUACCAAAGAAGCCCGCGACGUCGACACGAAAUACCCAUACGUCGGUCCCGCAGUGCCAGUCGGUGACUUCGUCAACAACAGCCCCAACGGCAAUGGCAAGGGCUACCCUCGUCUGAUCGAGGCGCCUGCGGUCAAGCCUUCCAGCAGCAACCCGACCAACAACAUCAAUGUCAUCAACACCGGUUAUGUGCCUGGUGGGAUGAAUAUCCACUUUCAGACGCCCUUUGGUAUUGGUCAGGCUCCUACUAUCAAGUAUGGAACAAGUGCCAGCGCCCUUUCGCAGACUGCAACGGGUGCCUCGAGCACCUACGACCGCACCCCUCCAUGCUCAAGCAUCAAGGACCCUACGCAGUGCUCGCAAUUCUUCCACAAUGUCCAGCUCACUGGUCUUAAGGCUGGGACCACAUACUACUACCAAAUCCCUGGUAGCAACGGCACGACGUCGUCUCAAGUGCUAUCCUUCAGCACCGCAAGAGCUGCUGGUGAUAAGACCCCUUUCACUAUUGGUGUUUUGAACGACAUGGGUUACACAAACGCGAAGGGAACAUACAAGUACUUGUCUCAGGCUGCUCAGGGCGGUGACAUUGCUUUCGCCUGGCACGGCGGUGAUAUCUCAUAUGCCGAUGAUUGGUACAGUGGCAUCCUGCCUUGCGAGGCGGACUGGGAUGUCUGCUACAACGGCACAACUACGGAGCUACCCAACACUCCUCCUGCACCAUUCCCAGCUGAAUACGCUGCUCCUCUGCCCGCGGGCGAAUCGCCGUCGCAAGGUGGACCAGAGGGCGGUGAUAUGUCGGUGGUCUACGAAUCCAACUGGGAUCUGUGGCAGAACUGGAUGAACAACGUCACCAACAACGUUCCUUACAUGGUUCUACCAGGUAACCACGAGGCUGCCUGCGCCGAGUUCGACGGCCCACAAAAUCAGCUCAGUGCUUACCUCGACGAGGACAAGCUCAACAGCACUGCACCCAACUCAACGCUCACAUACUACUCCUGCCCAACUUCGCAACGCAACUUCACCACUUAUCAAUUCAGAUUCCGUAUGCCCGGACCGGAGUCAAAGGGUGUAAGCAAUUUCUGGUACUCCUUCGACUACGGUCUUGCUCACUUCAUCUCUCUCGAUGGUGAGACCGAUUUCCCAUACAGCCCGGAGUAUCCAUUCCUUCGCGACUUGACGGGCAACGAGACACACCCAACUGAGGACCAGACUUUCAUCACCGACUCUGGCCCGUUCGGCACCAUUGACAACAACCAAUGGAAGGUCAACAGCGCCUACCAGCAGUACAACUGGCUCAAGGCUGAUCUUGCUGCUGUCGAUCGCACCAAGACUCCUUGGGUCAUUGCCAUGUCUCAUCGUCCCAUGUACAGCUCCGAGGUCUCUAGCUACCAGAAGAACCUCCGCAACGCCUUUGAGGGACUGCUCAUCGAGAAUGGUGUUGACGCUUACUUCGCUGGCCACAUCCAUUGGUACGAGCGCAUCUGGCCUAUCGGCAAUGGCACCAUCGAUACUGCUUCGAUCAUCAACAACAACACCUACCAGACCAACCCAGGUGUUUCGAUGACCCACAUUGUCAACGGUAUGGCCGGCAACAUCGAGUCUCACUCCAGCCUCAACGCCUCCAAGAUCUUGAACAUCACUGCUGUGCUCAACCAGUACAACUAUGGUUUCUCCAAGCUCACUUUCCACAACGAGAGUGUGGCUACUUGGCAAUACGUCAAGGGUGUCGAUGGCUCCAUUGGCGAUGAGCUUACGCUCAUCAAGAAGAAGAACGGUACCUCUUCCAGCACCUCUUCUGCGUCUAAGUCUGCUACUUCGACCAGCUCUGCUUCAUCAUCCAAGACUGGAACAUCUACCGGGUCUGCCAGCACCUCGAAGAGCAUCCCAACCUCUGCCUCCGCCUCCAAGAGCUCGUUUGUAUCUGCCUCUGCCACCUCAUCGAAGACCGGUUCUGUCACUGGUACCGCCUCCGCCUCCAAGAGUGGCUCUGCUUCCAGUUCUGCCACCUCGACCAGCUCCGCCCAGCCUAGUGGACCCGGCGGCUACCCACCAGCUGGUCCUCAGCCCGGCCCCCCUGGCCCUCCCAACCGCCCAUGGGGUCCUGUCGAUGGCCCAGUCGAUGGUCCUCACGGUCCACCACACAAUGGGCCUGGCUCGCAAGGCCCUCCCGCCCGUGGUAACGACUGGUAG